CCUUUUCUCUCUCUCUUUUUUUUUCCCUCUCUCUCUCUCUCUCUUCCCUUGGUCGACGGGUUGAUAAACUGAAUUCCCAACCCUGCCCACCGUUACCUGAGUCGACCAGGCCGAGCUCAGCUCCUCCGCCUAACAGACGGCUCUCCGUUAGCUUUUUGCACCCGCCUCGUCGCGUUCCCUUUCCGCCUUUGCGCCCAUUCGAUCCGUUUUUAAUAGCGCACCCAACCCGGCGGUUGUUCUUGCUUCCUCAUUAUACUUUUGCCGGCGAGUAACCGUCGUCGAAGACGGUGAACUAGAAGGAGAGCCUCUACGGAAGGUGGGAUGAAACCCUAAAUCCGGCUGGUUCUUAGGGUUCCGAUCCGUCGUUAAGGUUUAGAUUUUUCUGUUUUGAGGAAGAGGAAGGAGAAGAAGCGGAAGAGCGGGAAGAGGAAGAUGAUGAGCUCGAGGGGUCUGUUUGGGUGGUCGCCACCCCAUGUGCAGCCGCUGACGCCGGUCUCGGAGGUUUCGGAACCGCCGGAGUCGCCGUCUCCGUACAUGGACAGCGGGGUGGAAGUGGUUCCUGUGGAGGACGACGUUGCUGUCGACGAGAUGGAGGAGAUAGAGCCGCCUCCGGCUGCGGUGCCCUUCUCCAGGCUAUUUGCUUGCGCAGAUAAGCUCGAUUGGGUGCUGAUGGUGGUCGGGGCUGUAGCUGCCGCCGCUCACGGGAUGGCCCUGGUGGUCUACUUGCAUUUCUUUGGGAGGGCCAUCAACUUGCUAGACUCGCAGAAUGAGGCGCUGUUUGGUAAAAUCAAGCAGCAUGCCCUGUAUAUCAUUUACAUAGCUGUAGGAGUAUUUGCUGCUGGUUGGAUAGAGGUCUCCUGCUGGAUUCUUACUGGAGAGAGGCAGACUGCAGUCAUUAGGUCAAAGUAUGUCCAAGUCUUACUAAACCAGGACAUGAGUUUUUUUGACACCUACGGGAAUAAUGGAGAUAUAGUUAGCCAAGUAUUGAGUGAUGUGCUGCUCAUCCAGUCUGCUCUAAGUGAAAAAGUUGGAAACUAUAUUCAUAACAUGGCAACAUUCUUUGGUGGUCUUAUCAUUGGUUUGAUCAAUUGUUGGCAGAUAGCACUUUUAACACUAGCAACUGGUCCUUUCAUUGUUGCAGCAGGAGGAAUAUCUAAUAUUUUUCUCCAUCGGUUAGCUGAAAAUAUUCAAGAUGCAUAUGCUGAAGCUGCAAGUAUUGCAGAGCAGGCGAUUUCAUACAUUAGAACAUUGUAUGCCUUUACAAAUGAUACUCUUGCUAAGUAUUCUUAUGCAACCUCACUUCAAGCUACACUAAGGUAUGGAAUACUGAUUAGUCUAGUGCAAGGCCUUGGUCUUGGCUUCACAUAUGGUCUUGCUAUAUGUUCUUGUGCUUUACAACUUUGGGUUGGGAGGUUUCUGAUUUCAAAUGGAAAAGCUAAUGGUGGAGAAAUUAUUACAGCUUUGUUUGCUGUAAUUUUGAGUGGCCUUGGACUUAAUCAAGCGGCUACCAAUUUCUAUUCAUUUGAGCAAGGGAGAAUUGCUGCUUACAGACUUUAUGAGAUGAUAAGCCGUUCAAAUUCUUCUCUUAAUCAGGAUGGAAGUACCUUAGCUACAGUGCAAGGAAAUAUUGAGUUCAGGAAUGUUUACUUCAGUUAUCUUUCACGUCCAGAAAUUCCCAUACUGAGUGGCUUUUACCUAACUAUACCUGCUAGAAAAACUGUGGCCCUUGUUGGUAGGAAUGGCUCUGGAAAAAGUAGUAUAAUUCCUCUUAUGGAGCGUUUCUAUGAUCCUACCUUAGGGGAAGUUCUAUUGGAUGGGGAGAAUAUAAAACAUCUGAAGUUGGAAUGGUUGAGAAGCCAAAUUGGACUAGUUACCCAGGAACCAGCUUUGUUAAGUUUGAGCAUCAAGGAUAAUAUAGCUUAUGGAAGAUCUGCUACAUCUGAUCAGAUUGAAGAAGCUGCUAAAACAGCUCAUGCACAUGCUUUCAUAACUUCUCUUGAAAUGGGAUACGAAACUCAGGUUGGUAGGACUGGUUUAGCAUUGACUGAAGAACAGAAAAUAAAAAUCUCAAUAGCUCGUGCUGUGCUUUCAAAUCCUUCUAUUCUUCUAUUGGAUGAGGUCACAGGUGGACUUGAUUUUGAGGCAGAAAGGGCUGUUCAAGAGGCUCUGGAUAUUCUCAUGUUGGGGAGAUCCACUAUUAUAAUAGCUAGGCGCCUUAGUCUUAUUCGCAAUGCUGAUUAUAUAGCAGUAAUGGAGGAGGGUCAACUGAUGGAAAUGGGCACCCAUGAUGAGUUAUUGAAUCGAGAUGGCUUAUAUGCAGAACUUCUGAGAUGUGAAGAAGCAUCAAAGCUUCCCAGGAGGAUGCCCAUAAGGAAUUACAAAGACUCAACUUUUCAAAUCGAAAAGGAUUUAUCAGGAAGUCAAGGUCUUCAAGAAUCAUCUUCUCCAAUGAUGUCAAAAUCACCUUCUCUUCAGAGAGCACAUGGUAGUCUUGCAAGUCGACAGCCUGAUAUUUAUAACUCACAUGAAUCAUCAAAGAGUCAAAGCCCACCUUCAGAGCUAAUGGUGGAAAAUGGGUUUCCUCUGAUUUCUUCAGAAAGAAUCCCAUCUAUCAAAAGGCAGGACAGCUUUGAGAUGAGAUUACCUGAGCUUCCUAAAAUAGAUGUGCAUUCUAUAAACCCCCAAUUUUCAAAUACCUCAGAUCCAGAAUCUCCUAUUUCUCCGUUGCUCACAUCUGAUCCUAAAAAUGAGCGCUCUCAUUCGAAAACUUUCAGCCGUCCUCUAAAUCAAUUUGAUCACAUGUAUUCUAAUCAGAAGGAGCUUGCAAUCCACAAACCUCCAUCCUUUUGGAGGCUUGUGGAACUCUGUUUGGCUGAAUGGUUUUGUGCUCUUCUAGGAAGUACUGGUGCUGCAAUUUUCGGAUCAUUUAAUCCCCUCCUUGCUUACAUUAUUGCACUUAUUGUGGCAGCAUAUUAUAGAAUAGAUGUCCGUGAUGUCCAUGAUGAAGUGAACAAGUGGUGUUUGAUUAUUGCAUGCAUGGGUGUUGUUACUGUGAUUGCAAAUUUUUUGCAGCACUUCUAUUUUGGUAUAAUGGGGGAGAAGAUGACUGAGCGGGUUAGAAGGAUGAUGUUCUCCGCAAUGUUACGCAAUGAAGUUGGGUGGUUUGAUGAAGAAGAGAACAGUGCUGAUACAUUGUCCAUGCAUCUGGCUAAUGAUGCAACAUUUGUUCGUGCUGCAUUCAGUAACCGACUUUCUAUAUUUGUACAAGACACUGCAGCUGUAGCUGUUGCUCUUCUUAUAGGGAUGCUGCUAGAAUGGCGUGUGGCACUUGUUGCACUGGCUACUCUACCUAUAUUAGUAGUUUCUGCUAUUGCACAGAAAUUAUGGCUUGCUGGAUUUUCUAGAGGCAUUCAGGAGAUGCACAGGAAAGCCUCGUUAGUCCUUGAGGAUGCUGUUCGAAACAUUUAUACCGUUGUUGCAUUUUGUGCCGGUAAUAAGGUAAUGGAACUUUACAGGCUGCAGCUCAGCAGAAUUCUGAAACAGAGUUUUGUCCAGGGAAUGGCUAUUGGAUUUAGUUUUGGCUUCUCACAGUUCCUUCUUUUUGCCUGUAACUCUCUUCUUCUUUGGUACACUGCUGUGUCUGUGCAUGAAGGCCGAAUCACAAUAGCCACAGCAUUAAAAGAGUACAUCGUUUUCACUUUUACUACCUUUGCUUUAGUGGAGCCAUUUGGCCUUGCUCCUUACAUUCUAAAACGCCGAAAGUCCCUUACCUCAGUAUUUGACAUUAUAGACCGGGUACCCACUAUAGAUCCGGAUGACACCACUGGCAUGAAACCACCUAAUAUCUAUGGGAGCAUUGAGUUAAAAAGUGUUGAUUUCUGUUAUCCUACCAGACCUGAAAUGAUGGUGCUCAGCAAUUUCAGCCUUAAAGUUAGUGGGGGGCAAACAGUUGCAGUUGUGGGUGUAUCUGGAUCUGGGAAAAGCACUAUAAUAUCUUUAAUUGAGAGAUUUUAUGAUCCUGUUGCUGGCCAAAUAUUGUUGGACGGACGUGAUCUAAAGCUUUUCAACUUAAGAUGGUUGCGCAGCCAUAUGGGCCUGGUUCAACAGGAGCCUGUCAUAUUUUCAACAACUAUAAGAGAGAAUAUCAUCUAUGCAAGGCACAAUGCAACUGAGGCCGAGAUGAAAGAAGCUGCAAGGAUAGCUAAUGCACAUCACUUCAUCAGCAGUCUGCCACAUGGUUAUGACACACAUGUGGGCAUGAGAGGGGUUGAUUUGACACCCGGACAGAAGCAACGGAUUGCAAUUGCUAGGGUAGUGUUGAAGAAUGCUCCCAUAUUGUUGUUGGACGAGGCAAGCUCUUCUAUUGAAUCUGAAUCGAGUCGAGUGGUGCAGGAGGCACUUGGCACGCUGAUUAUGGGUAACAAAACCACAAUUCUUAUUGCACAUCGUGCAACCAUGAUGAAGCAUGUGGACAACAUUGUCGUCCUUAAUGGUGGCAGCAUAGUUGAACAGGGUUCACACGAGUCCUUGGUUCAGAAGAAUGGCUUGUACGUCAGGUUGAUGCAGCCUCACUUCAGCAAAGGCCUUCGUCAGCAUCGGCUUAUUUAGGCUAGUUCUCGUUGGUAUUUGUAAAUUAUAGCAGAAUGCCCAAGUUCUGUUUCGCUUGUCAUCUGGGUGCCCAUGUUUGGGAUGUUAAUACACAGCAGUGCUGGUGAUGGACGAUGCAUGUCAACAGUGAUGUUUCGGAUACUUGGUGAAAUGGAAUACUGACGCUCCUGUGACAUGGUCGAACUCUACUAAAAAAUAGUUAAAAGGCUAAAUUGUAGUGUCGGUAGGAUCGGAUCAGUUAUUAGGAUUAGUUUGAUGUUUUGAGGAUAAAUGAGCCAGUGAGGCUGCGUGAUUGGUGUUGUGCAUUAAUUCUUUGGGAAGGCUCCCUCGAUAAUGUAUUAAAUUAUAAUAUUAUUAUUUUUUCUAGAGGCGUUGCAUUGGCUUGAUUGUGUAAUACGAUUUAUGGAGAGAUGUUUCUACUGAUCGAUUGUUUUUGGGGAUAUGAUUGAUAUGUAAUGUAACUAAUCAGUCUACUUAUCAAGCUGUUUGAAGUGAACUU
Zingiber officinale is the source of this 5107-nucleotide messenger RNA. Its product is annotated as ABC transporter B family member 20-like. Gene Ontology annotation, molecular function: ATP hydrolysis activity; ATP binding; ABC-type transporter activity. The transcript is spliced from 11 exons. The record is from RefSeq and is a predicted model, not a curated record. Gene Ontology annotation, cellular component: membrane. Gene Ontology annotation, biological process: transmembrane transport. NCBI's taxonomy places the organism in Eukaryota, Viridiplantae, Streptophyta, Magnoliopsida, Zingiberales, Zingiberaceae. The coding region runs from base 433 to 4608 and encodes 1391 amino acids.